This is a messenger RNA of Acaulospora morrowiae, 1113 nucleotides long. The record is from the annotation of a GenBank genome assembly. Lineage: Eukaryota; Fungi; Glomeromycota; Glomeromycetes; Diversisporales; Acaulosporaceae.
AUGUCCUGCGAUUUAAGUGACCCAGCAAUUGGGGAAGCAUACGAAGAGAUCGUCAACGGACAAGAAACUAAUUGGCUCAUCCUAGGAUAUCAUGAGUCCAGAGAUAAGAUUUCUCUCUACUCCAAAGGCACUGGCGGUCUUGAUGAACUUCGCGGUAAUCUUAAAGACGAGGUACUUUAUGGAUUCUUGAGAAUUGAAAAUAGAUAUGUUUUAUUUACUUAUGUGAGCGAAGCAGUCAGUGGUGUACGAAGAGCUCGUGCUUUAGUCCACGGCAGAGCUGUGGGUGCAUUAUUUAAGGCUCAUCAAGUCACAAUCAAUGCGUCUACCCCUACUGAUCUUACGGAAGCUAAUGUUCGCAAUCGCUUGAAGCUCGGGGAACCAUCUGAGAGAUCGAAUACUCCCCCGGGACCAAAACGAAACCAAAGUUUUAACAAUUCAUCACCUAAUUUGAGUCCAGUUCAAACUCCCGCUUCACCGAUGUCACCCCAAAAAAUCGAUGCGGACUACGAAGAUGCCGCCGCUAAGCAGGAAGCAGAAAGACGCGCUGCCGAAGAAGCAGAGAGGCAAGCCCGUGAGAAAGGAGAGCGUGAUCAAAGGAGAGUGGCUGAACAAGUUGCUAGAGAAGCUGCUCAAAGAAGAGCCCUUGAAGAGGCUGAAAAAAAGAGGCUUGAUGCCAUUGAACAAGAGAGAAAAGAAAAGGCUGCCGCAGAAGCAAAAGCUAAAGCCGAAAUUGAUCGUAAGGCUCGUGAAGCGGCUGAACGAAAACGUAACGAAGAACUUAGAACCAAAUUCGCAGAAUUGGAAAAGAGUGGAAAAGUCUUGUUAAGCGGAUUCAUUACAGUUCAAGGUGGUGGUGUAUACUUUUGGAAGCGUCGUUUCUUUGAACUUCGAGGAAAAACCCUAUACCUCUUCCGUGACGAAACUGAUAAGCUUCCAAUUUCUAAACUUGAGCUUGAUGGUCAAGUCACUGGUGUAACGGACGCCCAAUCAGAAGUGCUGAUACUUAAUUCAUUUAAAGUGGAUUUUCGAUCAACAGAGCCAUAUUAUUUCUUUUCAGAUGAUAAGAAGGACAAAGAAUCGAUUGUUGCAGCUAUAGGCAGAUAUGUCAAAUGA